Molecule: messenger RNA, 419 nt
Organism: Funneliformis geosporum
Lineage: Eukaryota; Fungi; Glomeromycota; Glomeromycetes; Glomerales; Glomeraceae
Source: the annotation of a GenBank genome assembly
AAUAUGAUGAAUUAUCAGAAUCAUUUAUAAAUGUUUUAAACUUAUUAGAAGUUAAGCAAAAACAUAAUCUUACUGAUCAUGCUUCUAAUGAUAUUUUAAAUAUUUUUGCUAAUGGUAUAUUUUUUAAAAAUGAUGAACUAAAUAAUCAAACUUAUAUUUUAUCUAAUAGAAAUUGGAAAGAUAUAGGACAAUUAAUGUAUUCUAGUAGACGUUAUAUACCUCUUGAAUUUGGUAGACUACUUCAUGAUAUAUUUAAACAUUUUAAUGGAUUUAAAGCUGCAGAAUGGUCAAAUUGGAUUAUAAUGUAUUCUGAAUCUUUUUUACAAAAUAAAUUACCUAUAUUAUAUUUAAAGGGUUGGAUUAAUUUUGUAGAAGCUGUUAAAAUUUGUCUUCAACAAAAAAUUACACAUAAGGAUUUA